This is a messenger RNA of Monomorium pharaonis (pharaoh ant), 1032 nucleotides long. RefSeq lists its product as uncharacterized. The transcript has 3 exons. The coding region runs from base 147 to 635 and encodes 162 amino acids. Gene Ontology annotation, molecular function: protein binding. Lineage: Eukaryota; Metazoa; Arthropoda; Insecta; Hymenoptera; Formicidae. The record is from RefSeq and is a predicted model, not a curated record.
GUGCUGACACGCAAUUCACUAGUCCGGGCUAGGAGGUGAUAUAAAGGCGUACAAGAGUCCGAGUCGAUCUGAUUUGUCCGUAACAUCAACUGAGGAACUAGCCUAAAAGCAGAAAAUCCGUCGCUGCCACACCACAUUUUACCAUCAUGGUGGUGUGGGCGGUGCUGACAUUGGCAGCGGUCGUGCUGACCAACGCAGCGGUACCAGAUCCACCGGAAAAUUCUGGCAUCACCACAAUCGGGUCCAAGAAAUUAGGAACUGCCGCCGAUUGCGCGGGACUUGUCGCCUUUUCUGCCAUCCAAGGAUCGAUAAAUGCAGCUAAACUUGUUCUCGCCGAGACGCUAGUGGACAAAGGAGUCGGUUACGCGGCGGAAACUGGAAUUUUCACCACGCAUUGUCCAGGCCUCUACCAAUUCAGCUUCGCCGGAUACGGUAGCACGGAUCUGCGGCUAACAUUGAAACGCAAAUUGAAUAAAUCCGAUAGUUGGAGACCGAUUAUCAGCGCUGGUCCAGGCGGAGGAAGCAAUCUUAUUUUGCUGGAAGUUGAAGCUGGAGAUCAACUUGCCGUCUUCGUUGAAUCCGGGAAGAUCAGCGACGGAGCCAGCUUCACGGGUCACCGCGUUUAUAAAAGAUAAGAGCUAGACUAUGAAACAACAAUCUUGACGAUUUCAGAAUUAUUGACCACUAUUAAAGAAGCAAAAUUGAAAUAUUAUAAACUAAAAUUGAGUCUAAAUUUUUCUAUGUAAUAUGCAAAGUUGAAGCAUUUCAUCGGAAAUUUCAAAAUAUUAUUUUCAGUUUAAAAAAGGCAUGUUUAACAGAAAAAAAUUAUAAAAUAUUUAUUGUAUAAUUCUGAAUUUUAUAACUCAUCUUUUGUUUUUUGAUUGAUAAUAUUUUAAUCGUACCUUUCAAAUUAUCAAAUAUUAUCUGUUUGGAGUUACAAGAUACUGAAACAUAAUGUUAUACUCUUAAAUCAAAAACUCGCCAGAUUGUCAUUAAAUGCAUUUAAAAGUAUCUACAAAAAGAACAAAAAAA